AUGAAAGAAAAUGAAAGAGCAGUUGCAAUGAAUGAAGAAGCGCAGGUUGUCGAUCGCUACAACUUAAUGCUGCGCAUAAGGAUCGCCAAUGAGCUUUCGAUGUUUGAUGAUGCGAGACAGAAUUUUCAAAUACUGAUUAGAAAUUAUGGUAAAGAACUGACUAAGGAGGAAAGAAAUUUUUUUGCAGUCUUCUACAAGAGUUUAUUGGACAAAUUUCGCAAAGAAUAUAACAUGUACAUGGAUCUUCAAAGAGAAAUACCACGAAGAGAAAUUCUUAAGCACCGCAUUUUACGUGACAAUAUGUACCGAGCACGUUAUGAAGUGGUCACCAUUUGUAAAGAAGUGAUUGAUAUGAUCGAUCAUGGUAUACUAGACACGAAAAAUAUUGAACUGAAAAUUUACUUUAUAAAACUUCGUGCUGAUUAUUUUCGAUACUGGUCAGGUGUCGUAAGUGAAGAACAAUUUUUUGGUAUACGUAAACGUGCCGAGGAUUCUUAUCAGCUGGCACUUGAGCUAGCAGACAAGAAGCUCAAAAAAUACCAUCCUAUACGUUUAGCUCUGAUGCUCAACAUGUCUAUACAUUAUUAUGCUGUACCGUGUGAACGUAUCAAAGCUUUGCAGUUAUCUAUGCAAGCAGUUACUGAAGGCAAAGAUCAUAUUAAAAGUGACCCAGACAUUCGUGAGGUGGUAGAUUUACUGCGAGAUAAUUUAGACGCUUGGAUGGCAGAUCUUGGUCCUAAGGAAGUGCAUGAAUUGGAGAUUCUGGAAGGAGCAAGAAAGUGGCAUGGGAAGGGAGCAGCAGUACCGUCCGCACAUUUAAGGCGUCGUUUAUCCGGAGAAGAAAGUCCGAAAUAUAACACUCCAGUGCUAACACGUCAACGAUAUUUCACUAUUCCACAACCGUAUGUACGAUAUAAUAAGUUCGAUGACAUUUAUGUUUGCAAUUAUGUCCCUCUAAAGCGAAAUCCUUCCGUUUUUUAUGAACCACUGUUCGAACCUGAAACGAUAUAUCCUGCUUCGCACAAAAAAAAAGUUCCUUUAACUGUGACCGAAAGCGCUAUUACUAAAUCAAAGAGUACCGCAGCUGAACUGAAAAAGACUCAAACGGAAUUACAAGUCACUACAUCCGUAGCAACCACCUCAUCCACUGUUUUAGCAGCAAUUGGAUUAUUACCUUCGACCGCAGCUGACCAGAACACAAACUAUACAGAAGUACCAGAAAAUAUACAUCUUUCCACAUCUCAUAUAAAGCCUGUAGAGUCUACAGUUUUGUUUGAGGAUGCAUCACACGAAAAACACGUAUCGCUGCCAGACCCUUUUGAAGGAAUACUUCAACCGAUCCUUAGUUUCUCGUCCACACAGUCCUCAUCCACCACAUCUUCGUCCACACAGUCGUCGCUGGAUGAAUAUAAUGAAGACGGCAACGGUAACCCUGAACACAGAGAAAACCGCCCAUCGAUAUGGACUAGUGCACCGCGUGAUAUUCCACAACGUAGACUAACUCCAACAACAAUAGAUCCUAUAAGCAGGCUGUCAAAACGACUUCGAAGUUUCGAAUCUAGAAUGCUAUCUAUAAAGAGAAGCCAACUUAGAUUGGAACAACUAUCAGCGGAACGGGGUCAACAAUCAAACGAAGGAAAUGAUUCACCUCUGGAACUACGCUGGACAGCAGGAGUGGCUGCUAAUGAAGAACCGCAAACAACUUGGAAUAUUAUAACUGCAGCCACAACGUCAUCGUUUCACGUUCCUCAGCAAGACGUGACAAAUGAGAUUUCAGUUCCUUCUUAUACUCAGAUAACAAAUGAAUUUAGUACUGUUGAGAAUUUACAACCGAAACUUCAAAAUAUACCCACUGACAAUCGCAAUGCUGAAUUGCAACAACGGUCCACUAUUUCCUCAAAUCAACCUGAUAUGCUUGCUUUCCUUCCGAAAAUUAAGUCCUUUGCUUCACAUCAACAACGCCAAAAUAUCUCAGAGACCGAGCCAAAAGAUUCUUCUACGUCUUCUGGAAGCUUUGUGUUUCCAGAAUCUGCACCACCAACUCCACCACCACAAGUUAUUUUCACACCAUUCGGUCCGAAAAUCGUUGGAAACUUUUCGCCAACUUCGUCGCUUGAAGGAGCUGUUGCAGCGGUAUCACCUCCUUUGUUAGAGAAUAAAAAAAGAUCGAGAGUUGUAACCUUUAGUGAAAAGUGUACUUACUGGCCUUUGCAAUCAGCAGUAGAAACAGGAAACUGGAACAGACGAUUUUCAAGGCAAAGAACAAGACGACAGAGAUCAUCAAUUCGUCCACCUCCUCUAAGAUCACCAACACCAGAAAUAGAAGAACAGGUGCCUUGUCUGCCCCGAAGUAGCCAAGAAAUCGCAGUGGUUCCUCAGCAAAACCUAAGUCCUUACCAAACCUCAUUUUAUCGACAACAAUUUCACAGAAAAGGCCAGGCAUUAAAGGGUCGUAGUCGACGCAAGUUAUCACAACGGAAACUACUUCGGCGUUCUUUUUCAGCUCCUCGAGAGGGUGCUACAUGGCCAAUUUCUUCCCUAACACGAGAACCGCCUUAUUUCAUCUAUAUGGUUCUACGACGAGCUUCUGCUGUAAGUGGACAAGCCUUUGGCAGGCGAUUUCUGUCGGCACAUUCAAGUGCUGAGGAUUUGUAUGACGAAGCUGCUGAAAAGGCCUUUCCUGAUCCAUGGGCUCCGAGAGGAGCACGGACGAUGCAUAAUACCUUUCCCAUUACACCGUGGUAUCCAAAUGAGAAACCUCGUGUUCCAUGGAUCCGACAUCAAUGGCUUUACAGAGGAGCAGGAAAUGAAGAAAAUGUUUCAAGUGGAAUGCAAGACUAG
Messenger RNA from Brugia pahangi, 2841 nucleotides. Lineage: Eukaryota; Metazoa; Nematoda; Chromadorea; Rhabditida; Onchocercidae. The record is from the annotation of a GenBank genome assembly.